This is a messenger RNA of Parnassius apollo (apollo), 330 nucleotides long. The record is from the annotation of a GenBank genome assembly. NCBI's taxonomy places the organism in Eukaryota, Metazoa, Arthropoda, Insecta, Lepidoptera, Papilionidae.
AUGGUAAAAUUUUUCACUCAGACUUGUCCGACAAGUCCAUGUAGAGUUCAAUCAAGUUCCUUCAGACAGUCCUCACCUUACUGCCUCCACUUUGUCAAAGGACAAUUUGUACCUUAUGUAAUUCAUACCAGAAUGCAAGAAAAACAAAGCCCCGAUAUAGAAGAACCAUUGAGGGAGGAAACCAUAGAGUCAAUAAAAAUGCCAGGUUUCAUUUAUCCUGACCAUAAGUAUGAGGAAGGUUGUUUCACUCAGAAAGCGAAGACUCAAUUUGAGGAACUUAAAAAGAAGAAUGACAACCCGAAAGUGGAGAGCGCGCAGAAGAAGGAAUAG